This is a messenger RNA of Psylliodes chrysocephalus, 939 nucleotides long. Lineage: Eukaryota; Metazoa; Arthropoda; Insecta; Coleoptera; Chrysomelidae. The record is from the annotation of a GenBank genome assembly.
GCAUGACUUGUCGAAUUCUUGAUAUCGUGUCUCGUGGUCUUUUUCAAAUCAGCUGUGAUUCGAUUUUAUAUUUAAUUUUUUACCCCUACCCCCCUCAACACUUUAAUUCAAAUCAACAAGUUGUUUCCAUAUUUUUAUAAUUUUUAGGUACAUAAGAAGUGUUCUGUGUACAUAGGUACUAAGAUGCCUGUGAUAAUAGUAGAAAAUAAGGAAAAAGUAAUAGAAAAAUUGUCUGAAAUAAUAGAAAAAACAGCAGCCAGUAGUAUAUCAAAACAUGGAAAAUUUUUAGUAGGAUUUUCUGGUGGUUCUUUAGCACCAUUCCUAGCAACUGGUUUACCAAAAAUCAAAACCGACUUCUCCAAAUGGACAAUAUUUUUCUGCGAUGAAAGAUUAGUACCUGUAAAUGAUCCCGAUUCUACUUUUGGUCUUUACAAGAAGACUUUAAUAGAUUCCGGAGCAGUUCCAUUAAAAGAAGAUCAAUUUGUUCAAAUUAAACAGGGUGUAUCAGCUGAAGAAGCAGCGACAGCUUACGAAAAUAAAGUAAAGGAAUUCUUUCCGAAUGAAAAACUACCAGUGUUUGAUUUACUGUUACUUGGGAUGGGACCUGAUGGCCACACUUGUUCUUUAUUCCCGGGUCAUAAGUUGCUUAAUGAAACCAGUAGGUGGAUAGCACCCAUUACGGAUUCACCAAAACCUCCUCCCAGUCGAGUAACAAUGACAUUCCCUGUAGUUAAUAAUGCAGAUGUUUGUGCCAUUGCUGCAUCCGGGAAAGAAAAGGCUGAUAUGAUUAAGAGAGUUCUGGUGGAUAAGGAGAACCUUCCAGCAGCCAGAGUCCAGCCCGCUUCUGGAAACGUUUACUGGAUUGUCGAUAAAGAUGCUGGACUGCAUUUAAAUAAAUAAAACUGUUUUUAUUUUUGUAAAUAAAAUAUUUGUAUAUUG